GAGGCAUUUCGGAAGAUUUCAGGGAGGCAGACUCUCCGCGGUGGCUCCCGGAGCGCUUGGUUCGACAUUAUCAUGCCAUCACCAAUAAACACCCUGACUCGAAGAAUGCGUCGCCUGAGGCUCUCGCAAUCGACCACAGCACACCCCAACCGGUUCCCCCGGCGGACGAGAAGAAUGCGGCGACGGAGUAGGAGAGAACUUGUCAGGGAGGCGAGGGGAGAUCGAAAUCAAAUUACUUGACUGUUCCUAGACGAGAAGAUUUAUCCACCUUUGUAUUUUGGUAUAAGGAUAACGUUCCCAUUCACAUGAAUGCUAGAGUAACUAAGCUUGCUUCUAAUACUUCGUUGGAUCAUUCUCUAUGCAUAUAUCGCUUGAGGAUUGAAGAUACUGGACAUUAUUUGUGUAUUGAAACUACCAUAGGUAAUCAAGGGACGUUAUUAGCUGGACAUCAAAUUACGGUCGUAAAGACUGUCACAGGACUACAAUUUCCUGCUUUUAUGGCUUCUGAAUUCCCGCAGUUUGAUUUUCCUGUUUGUAAUGAUACAUGGACUAAAGCCUCUGUCUGGUGUACUUUAGAUUAUGAUAAUGGCACCAUACUAGUUUCUUCUGUCCCCGUUAAUAAUAACAGCCUUGUUUUUUACAAGCAAUGGGAAUUCUGGAAACUUGCCUUAUCCUUUUCUUAUAGACCGGUGAUUACUUGCGUCGCUCCUCCUUAUGCUUUAUUGAUUGGAGAUUUAAUUGUAGAAAACACUAUGAAUCCUAUAGGUUAUAAUAUUACUUGUGUUAAUUGUAUCUUUAGUAGUUGUGUUUUGCCCGUUAAAGGAUCUACAUCUGUUAUGAUUAUGAAGCAACCUUCUUAUGUAAUGUUACCUGUUAAUUUGUCUGAACCAUGGUAUCAUAACACUGGCAUGCAAGCCUGGCUGGAAUUGACUGAAGCAUUAAAACGACCAAAGAGAUUUAUAGGUGUUCUAAUAUGUGCAAUCCUAGCCUUAGCAGCUUUAACUGCUACUGCGGCCACUGCUGGGAUUGCUCUUUCACAAACUAUUCACCAGGCUCAUUAUGUUAAUCAGUUAUCUAAAAAUACUAGUGUAGCAUUAGCCCUACAAAGUCAUAUUGAUACCCAACUAAAAACGGAAGUAGAUGAAUUAAAAAAUGUUCUAAUAGGAAUAGGGGAUCAAGUUAUGGCUUUAAAAUUAAAAAUGCGUUUGAUUUGUCAUGCCAAAUAUACCUGGAUUUGUGUAACUCAACAUUUAUAUAAUGAUUCACAAUGGGAUUGGGAAAAAGUAAAAAUGCAUAUAUUAAGUGUAUGGACUGAUGGACACAUUAGCCUUGAUAUUCAAAAGUUAAAUGCCGAAAUACAAGCUAUUCAAGAGGCCCACCUGGACGAAGAUGGACCCCAGAAUUUGAUUCAAGGAUUAUUAGAUCAACUACAAGGGCUAAAUCCGAUACAAUGGAUUCAUGGAGGGCUCUCAGGCCUGAUAUCAAUUGGUGUACUACUUUUAUUGGUGAUCGGUUUAUUACCUUGUAUUGUUAGAUUUGUAAUGGGGCGCUUCGCUAUCUUGCGUCAGGAUGUUCAUGGCUUAAAACUACAUUAUCAAGCUUUAAAAAAUAAUAAAAAAGGGGGAAAUGUGGUGGCCCCCAAGCUGUAAGCUUAUUCAGCUUUCUGCUUUGCGGAGAACUGCUUGUCUCUUUCUUGGUAUGCACUCCUGACGCUGCGGUAUUGAGCGUAAAAAAGGAAAAUGGCUUGCGGCCAGUUUCGUUCCAGGUGCCUGCUCUGGAUCUAAGAGCCCCUGGUUGUUCCCCAGAAGAAGGACGUGCUGCCCUGAGGGGGAAGUCUGUAUCUCCAAAG
Molecule: messenger RNA, 1849 nt
Organism: Balaenoptera ricei (Rice's whale)
Lineage: Eukaryota; Metazoa; Chordata; Mammalia; Artiodactyla; Balaenopteridae
Product: endogenous retrovirus group K member 13-1 Env polyprotein-like
Exons: 3
Coding region: 306-1649 (447 amino acids)
Molecular function (GO): structural molecule activity
Source: RefSeq, a predicted model, not a curated record